AUGCGACUCAUCAAUACCACAACCCUUGAGGUUGAAGAGUUCUUUGAUGUCAAUAUUCCCGAGUAUGCUAUCCUGUCACAUACCUGGGGUGACGGCGAAGUCUCACUGCAGGACUGGGCCGACCGUAAAAACCGCCGCUUCAAGCCCGGUUUCCAGAAGAUCAUAUGGGCUUGCACCCAGGCUGCCAAGGAUCAACUCGACUACGUCUGGGUGGACACCAACUGCAUCGAUAAGAGCAGUUCGGCAGAACUAUCCGAGACCAUCAACUCCAUGUUCAAGUGGUACCGGAGGUCUGCUCUAUGCUACGUAUACUUACAGGACGUUCCGGCCAUGAGUUUGGACGAAUGCAUUAAGCCAGACAGUGCCUUUAGGGGGGCGAGAUGGUUCACUAGAGGCUGGACUCUUCAGGAACUAAUUGCACCGCCGAAUCUCAUUUUCUUCUCCAACGACUGGACCAUGAUAGCUACAAAGUCUGAACUGGCGCCUUGCAUCACCGAGAUUACAGGAAUCCCAUGGUCGUGCCUACUCAAAGGCAGGCUUUCCAAAUUGCACCCACUGCGGAGAUACAGCGUUGCCCAGCGGAUGUCUUGGGCAUCUCUCCGCUCGACGACGCGUAUAGAAGACCGAGCCUACUCUCUCCUCGGGCUUUUUGACAUCACUAUGCCGCUCGUAUACGGAGAGGGCCACGAGGCCUUCACCAGGCUUCUUGGAGAGAUCAUCCAUAGAUACGCCGACCAUAGCUUCUUCGCCUCUCAGCUGCAAUAUGUUGACUUUCUCCCCCGCUCGCCUAUGGAGUUCUGCAAUUCGAAGUCGGUGGUCGUCAGCAGCUCGUCGCACCUACAGAAGCACUACGUGCCCGAAGAUUACUCACAUCCGUUUCAUCUGACCAACACCGGAUUGCAGAUAGCUCUGCCCAUCGUGCCCACCUUGGUUCCUCACUUUGUCUUUGGUGUACUUGAUUGUUGGGACAUCGAGACUGCCAGCACCCACGCAACGCGUCAUGUAUCACGAAUAUGGAUACCGCUGCUUCAGAAGGGUUCUGGUGAAUUGCAGCAGUAUCUGCGAUUGCUUUGGCCUCAAACUUUCUUCCCUGUGAAGUUGGCUAGGAAGGACAGUAUAAUGGAGGCGACGUACCAAAAUAGGAACAACACAGCAGGAUCAAUUUCUUAUCCGCCAGAGCAUUCCCUUUUUGAGGGAGAACAAUAUACAACACCUGCUUCAGCCCCCGUUUCAAGUCAUAUCGAUUUAGUAUCAACGGACUUGCAAAGGACCAUUCUCGUCAAGAAGCCAUAUGCGACGAUUUUAUCUGUUCCCAUGUGGCAGCCUCGUGAAGCGAAAAGUCCGUUUCUACUUUGCUUUCCUCGAGGAACAGCAGACUACCGUCUCUACGGUAUAUUCCCAAGCGAUGAUGCGUCUGAAGUUCCCUGGUCAGCAGAAAGGCCGCCUUUACUACCAUUAGUGAUGCCACGCCGAAUUCAGAGCAUUAGCAAUGAGGCGGAUGCUAGCGAGAUAUCUGGAACGAAUCUAACACAGCAUAGAGACCUGUACGGUGUAGUGGUCGUCUUCAAGAAACGAAGGUCACGACCUGCGGUGUUUGUCGCUAUAUGCUUAGCCAAUAUUAGACAGGUAGACAGUGGUGACAAACGGAGCACGACGGUCACACCCUGCUGCAAGAUUAUCCCUGACUGGUCGCCGUCGAAGGCCGAACAUGUGCAAGUUAUCGACUUUACGGCCUCCUUCAAUGAUCAUGUUGCUGGCGAGACGUUGGUCACCGUACAGAAAGUAGCUAGCAAUCCCAGGACAUCGGCCAAAGGCUCUGAGCCCCGGUUUGUUGGGCUAACCCAGGUGGUUUUCGAUAGAACGCAGAUGAUGGACGAGCUGCAUCUGCUGCCAAAUAAAGCUUCAAAGGCAUCGAUGGGUAUACUGCAGCACUAUGGUCUAGAGUAUUCCGGGGAAGAUGUAGACGACCUCAUAUAG
This is a messenger RNA of Fusarium sp. VM40, 1977 nucleotides long. Lineage: Eukaryota; Fungi; Ascomycota; Sordariomycetes; Hypocreales; Nectriaceae. The record is from the annotation of a GenBank genome assembly.